AUGGGCACCAUACUGCCGGGCAUGCCAGCGGAGGAAGUCAGCCCACCCCGACAGGCCUGGGGCCUCGAGCACCGCAAGGCCGAGAAGAAGACCAUCCUAAAGGCCUCGGCGCAGUUCCUCGAGGCUGCGAUGGAUGCCAAGUUGGAUGUCGUGGCAGGGGCCAAGGGCUUCAACGUGGACGAAGAGGCAUUCGAAGGAAAUCAGAUGCAGACAGCGGCGCGGUUUCGGCCGGAGGUGCAUCAGCGUCUCGCGAAGUCUUUGCACGAACUGGAGAGUCGGCAACAGGCCUCGGAGCAGUCCUUGACCAAAAAAGUGCCAGAAAAAAGCCGGGAAGAUGAUGCGAAGCAGGAGCUGCACGAUCAGGUGGCCAGACUACAGGUUGAGAGUCUGCAACACAUGGUCUCCAGGGUGACCUACAACGUGGGGGAGUUUCUCCAUGAGACCAAGGUCAUCUAUUUCACCAACAAGCAAGCUUUGCAUUUCACGGCCGAGCGCAUGCCGAAGGUCCGUGAGGCUCUUGGCAUCCAGGAGCCCAAGCUCGUGAUUUGGCUUAUUCCAUCUCUCUGUGGCCAUAGCUUCUGGAAAGGACAAUCUCGCCUUAAAGACUUCUUGCCGACCAAGACGGUUCCAGAACUGUUUGGUCAUGAGGAGAAGGUCGAGCGGCAAAUGAACAUGGUGGCCCGCGACGUGCUCCUUCCUGUGGCCAUGCAAACUAAUGCGCUGAUCGUCGGCCGGAGCACUUGCAGCCUCACCACUGCCUUUGCUGAAGUCAGCGAGCCCAUUCAGAAUAGCCUGGGAGCUUCGUGUCCGUUUCAACUGCUCAUUGUCGAGAAUGCUCGGAAUUAUUAUAUACCGACGAAACUGAAGCCAAACAGCUUCGAGCAAAAGCUGCUGCAGAGCAAUAACACUUGGAGGAAGGCCGAUUUCAUCCCUUCCCUGACUCAAUCCUACGGCGUGGACCCAGUGCUGUGGCCACGCCAUCGGCUGGUCGAGGGUGCUGCUGCCUACGUCGUCUUCGAGUGUUUGGACGAGAAGAGACUCCACGACCCACGCGCUGCCGUGCAAUUCGAGAACAUCUUCGUAUCAUCUCUCCGCACCUCACUUCCAGUCUUGGGUCUUUGGACCGGCGGGGACGUGAAUGUCCUGAAGUACGAGGCGUUGAACUGUGUGACCAACGGCAUUCCUCUCAUCUUGCUGGACAGCAGGCCAGAGCUUGUAGCCGCCGAAAAAGCUCCCGACGGGCCACCAGAUGAUGAACCCGAGGUACUCCUUGAAGAUAAAGCAACGACUCCAGCUGCACCGACGAGGUAUGAUAUUCACGUUGCUGCCGAGCGUCUUCGGAAACAUUCCGAGGCACUUAACCGCUUGAUCCUUUUCGACACGAUGGUCGGUUCUGCGCUCGCCUGCGUACGUGCAAGCCUCAAACACAAGGUGAAGGAGCACCGAGUAGACAAGCAACUUUGGCUUUAUGAUGCUGUGAUACGGGCAACGCUCCAAUCACACCAUGAAAGAGGCGAUGCGAAUCCAGAAGAUCUUUCAAUCGAGGACGAAGAUGUCAGCAUGGCCACCGAAAUUCUGAUUAAUCAUGUGGCUGAUCAGCUGUCGAAGGAGGCCACCGUAAAUACCAGCAGGCUGGAAGAUGGGAUCGAGGCUCUGAGGGCUUGUGAGGACUGGGCACAGCUUGAGGAAGAGUGGACGAGGCAGUGGGAGAAGCUGUGCUACUUUGCGGUCUGGAACGGCUGGGAUGACAUAACCAUCACUGUGAAGGAAGCCGGUGGACCGAAGCAGGUUCCGCUGCUGAGAGGCCCAUCACCCGAGGCCGAGUUUCAAACAUCAGGCCGUCCCCAAGUGAGGUUGAGCAAGGACGGGCUGCCACCGGGUGUGCAGUUCGCAGAGGUGCGGGCCACCCUAUUCCAACAUCUCGAUCGGUGGCUGGCAGAAGCCCGGAAGUACGACCACAUGAAGAAAUCUCCGCCGGUGGUGAAAAACGAUAAGAGGCUCUGGCUGGCAACCUAUGAGCUGCUGAAGUCCGAUGAUGUCUACAGCAUCCGCCUAUCGGAUCAUCGAUCGUUGAAGCAACGCAUCCAGGCGCUGUCGCGAUCUGAUCGCCUCCCCAAAGCCAGCUCAUUGGAGGGGCUCUUGCUGCUGCGCUGCGCCUGGACUCUCGCAGAUAUCUUCGAUGAGAAGGCGAGGUGGCUCAAGCGCACGGCGAAGCUCUCCUUCUUCCUCGUGCUUUCCUUGGGAGUGAUGAUCACCUUUGUGACCACCUCGACCUUGCCAACGGACCUGUCCGAUGAACAGAAGAAGUACGCCGUCUUGGGUCUCAGCUUAGCAUCAAGCUCCCUCGCGGCUUGGACGACCUUCACCGACCCCUCGAAGAAGUGGAUGAAGCUGCGCACUGCGUCACAGAGGCUCCAAGCUGAGAUAUGGAAGUUCAGGACUCGUGUCGGUCUCUAUGGAGGCACAGACUACACGCAUCUGAGCGUCGGCGCAGAUGAGGCGGAGAGACAGGCCGAGAAGGAGCUCCGCGACAGGAUCUUCGCCAUUGCCGACAGUGCUCUUGGUCCGAAGGACCAGCUGUCCAGCAGCAUGACGACCGAUGACAUCUGUGUCCGCCUGGGCGUUGACGAAGAUGCUGGCUACGGCAAUCAAGCUGAAGGCUCCACAGAUCUGGUCAGCCUGAUGAAAAAGAGGCUGCAAAAGAACGUGACGGCAGCACACCGGCGACACAAGCAGUACCCACCACCAGCGCAUUCUAAGCAGCCUGCAGCACCAGAUGCUAUUGCUGCUGAGGAUAGCCACCAUGCCCCGGCAACCCCUGAGGAAUACAUUAUUUGGAGGCUGAACCCGCUGCGCGAGUUUUAUCAGAAGCGGAUUCCAAAGGUUCGCUACACUCGGAUGGCUUUUCAAGUCCUCUUCCUGAUGUCCACAGCCUUGACUUCCGUGCUCGCUGUGUCGGACCAAACGACCUGGACACCACUCGUGGUCGCGAUCUCGGCGGCACUGGCAUCGUGGCAGGAGUUUCGUGGAGUGGACAUGAAGCUCGAGCGUUACGGGGCCGUGGUGGCGGCACUCCGGAACAUGAUGCUCUGGUGGCAGACGCUUCCGGAGGUCGACAAGGCGAAUGUGCGCCACAUCGAGACUUUGGUGGGGAAGACUGAGAUGGCUGCGUACUCCGAGCUUUCUGCAUGGCUCAGUGAUGCGCAGCAGGCACGCGACCUCGUGGAGAGGACAUCAUCGAGUCAGGCCCAGCGACUGAAAGCGAAGGUGUCUUGA
Symbiodinium sp. CCMP2592 is the source of this 3276-nucleotide messenger RNA. The record is from the annotation of a GenBank genome assembly. Lineage: Eukaryota; Dinophyceae; Suessiales; Symbiodiniaceae.